Molecule: messenger RNA, 1806 nt
Organism: Ricinus communis (castor bean)
Lineage: Eukaryota; Viridiplantae; Streptophyta; Magnoliopsida; Malpighiales; Euphorbiaceae
Exons: 8
Coding region: 16-1611 (531 amino acids)
Source: RefSeq, a predicted model, not a curated record
UAUUCAAUUCAAGAAAUGGGUCACCAUUCUUGCUGCAAUCAACAGAAGGUUAAGAGAGGUCUUUGGUCACCUGAAGAAGAUGAAAAGCUCAUCAGAUACAUCACUACUCAUGGCUAUGGUUGUUGGAGUGAAGUCCCUGAAAAAGCUGGGCUUCAAAGGUGUGGCAAAAGUUGUCGUUUAAGAUGGAUUAAUUAUUUGAGGCCAGAUAUUAGAAGAGGAAGGUUUACUCCAGAAGAGGAGAAGUUGAUUAUCAGUCUUCAUGGAGUUGUUGGCAACAGGUGGGCUCAUAUAGCAAGUCACUUGCCUGGAAGAACAGAUAAUGAGAUAAAGAAUUACUGGAAUUCAUGGAUUAAGAAAAAGAUAAGAAAACCUUCAGUGCCUCCGGCUGCAACAGCUGCAGCAACUAGUACUCAUGACCAUUCCCACAUAACUUAUGCCUCAAACCAACUAGAUUUAGUUCAUCAAGAUUUGACAACAAGACCUCAUCAUCAGGUGCAAGAGACCCUUUUUUCAUCUUCAGCUCCCUUAUUUAUGUUCGACACUAGCACUACAACUACUACUACAACUACUACUACAUCUCUAGAUGCAAUUGGGGAUAGUAAUGUCCGCAGCGAGCUUUAUCAUGAACCAGCAAGUUUGAACACAGAGAAUUGGAACCCCAACCAACAUCAUCUUCAUCAUCACCACCAUCAUCAUCAAGUUCAAUCUUUUCCCCCACAUGCUACUUUUAGUAUUGGAAUGGAUACAAAUUACCUACCUCCAUUGAUUGAGAAUAUGGAGAAUAUGGUACCCAUAGAAAUGCAAUCUUGUAGCAUCGAUGAAGAAGGAGAGAUAGCAUUGGGUUGCUUACAAAGGCAAGAACUUAACGAAUGGGUUGAGUCACAACAAUGUUCAAACUUUCUGUUUUGGGAUAAUGUUGAUGGUUCAGUACUUGGUGGAGAAGAGAUUGCACCAACUAAUCCAUCAAGUAUGGGAGCUGCAGCUACACUCUCCUCUUUCCCUUCAUCUCUAAAAAGACCUUCACUCUCAAUUCAUUGCCGCCUCUUAUCUCAACUCCCGCAGUCAACAAUGAUCAUUCCAGAGAAAAACCGCCGCGAGAUCUCUAAGUACCUCUUUCAAGAGGGAGUUUGCUAUGCAAAGAAAGAUUUCAAUCUCGCAAAGCAUCCAAAUAUAGAUGUGCCUAAUCUACAGGUUAUUAAGCUGAUGCAAAGCUUUAAGUCAAAGGAGUAUGUUCGUGAGACUUUUGCUUGGAUGCAUUAUUAUUGGUUCCUUACCAAUGAUGGUAUUGAGUUCUUGAGAACUUACCUCAAUUUGCCAUCUGAAAUUGUGCCUGCUACAUUGAAGAAACAAAGCAAACCCCUUGGUAGACCCAUGGGUGGCCCACCUGGCGAUCGCCCACGUGGCCCAUCUCGCUUUGAUGGAGAAAGGAGAUUUGGUGGAGAUCGUGAUGGAUACCGUGGAGGACCACGGGGUCCUCCUGGUGAGUUUGGUGACAAGGGCGGAGCUCCUGCUGAUUACCGACCUACGUAUGGGGGUAGCGGUGGAAGGCCUGGCUUUGGCCGUGGUGCUGGUAGUUUUGGUGCAGGGCCUGCUAGCUCAAAUCUCCCUUGAAGGAAUGUUGAUUUUUGCAUUUUAGUUCUGGCAGUUUCAUCUCUAGGCGGAAGUCAUUUUGAAGUGUUGCAUUUCGAAGUUUAUACUAGUCGCUGAUUGAUAUAGAGUGGGAGUUUGUUUGUCCUUGAAUAUUCAUUUUAAAUUUUGCCAUAUUUUGAUGAAUUUGACCUUAACUAAUGUCAAGUUUAGUGCUCA